AUGAGCAAAUUGUCCAUAGGUGGGCGCCUUCUGAGCGCCUGCUGCCUGGUUCUACAAAUCGCUGUCAACGCUGCCAAUUGCAGUACGGGUAGCUUCCCGCCACUACUUGACGCCACGCUUGACGAGCUACGUCGGGGACUUGAUGGGGGCCAAUUCACCAGCGUGGACCUGACAAAGGCCUACAUUGCUCGAAUCAACGAUGUCAGCGAACAGCUGCACGCCGUCAACGAAAUCAAUCCCGAUGCCCUCAAAAUUGCUGCCCAGCUGGACCAGGAGCGCGCCAAGGGCAAAGUCGGCCCUCUGCAUGGCAUUCCCAUUCUCAUCAAGGAUAACAUUGCUACCGACGACAAGAUGAACAACACUGCCGGUUCAUUUGCUUUGAUCGGUGCCAAGGUUCCAGAGGACAGCACUGUCGCCGCUAAGCUGCGCAAGGCUGGUGCCAUCAUUCUGGGCAAGGCCAAUCUCUCGCAGUGGGCUUACUUCCGCAGCAACAAUGGUAGCUCAGGUUGGACUUCAGUUGGUGGACAAACGAUUGGAGCCUACUUUCCCGGCCAAGACCCCUCUGGUUCGUCUUCUGGAAGCGGCGUUGCAUCCUCAAUUGGUCUGGCUUGGGCUUGCCUUGGCACCGAGACUUUUGGCUCAAUCAUCUCACCUUCACAGUACAACAACCUUGUUGGUAUCAAGCCCACUGUCGGCCUCACUUCGCGAUACCUCGUGGUACCCAUUUCCGAGCACCAGGACACCGUUGGUCCCAUGGCGAGAACAGUCAAGGAUGCCGCGCAUCUGCUCGGCGCCAUUGCUGGCAAGGAUAACCACGACAAGUACACGUCUGCCAUACCCUUUGGUGACGAGGUCCCCGACUACGUCGCGGCCUGCAAAGAGUCUGGACUGAAGGGCAAGCGCAUUGGUAUACCGCGGGGCGUUGCAAAUGAAAGAGAUUUCGACCCGGCUGUUGUAAAAUCGUUUCGUGAGGCGAUUGAGAUUUUGCGGUCUAGCGGCGCGGUUAUCGUCGAAAACAUUGAUUUUCCCGGGGUCACCAAGUAUCGUUCUGCCAACGACAUCGUCCUCAAGGCUGACUUUUUUACGGGCUUACCGGAGCUGUACCUCAAGAAUCUGGUCACAAACCCAAAUAACAUCCAUUCUCUUGCGGACCUACGAGAAUUUACACACCAGGAUUCUAGAGAGGACUGGCCAGAGCGAGACACGGGAGUCUGGGAUUCGGCGCUGGAGCGGGGUUACGGAAAUGAUUCGCCCCAGUUCCAGCAGGCGUACAAAGAGCAGCUACUCUACGCCGGCCAGGAGGGUCUGGCUGGUGCUUUGAAGAACCACUCGCUGGAUGCCGUAUUUGCGCCUUCAGCCAUUGCAUCGAAUUUGGCUGCUCCUCUGGGUCACCCCGCCAUUACGCUGCCAAUUGGCCGUAUGCCUGAAGGCACGCUCGUGACUCAGAACGACUUUGGAAACCUGAAUGCGACGAGCCCUAACCAGCCAUUUGGUGUUGGGUUUGCGGGUGAUCAUUUUAGUGAGGAAGCUCUGAUUGGCAUGGCUUAUGCUCUGGAGCAGCAGACGCAGGUGCGCACCAAGAUUGAGCCGAUUGUCGUUCCCAAGACGGAGCUGAAAGAUGUAGUGGGAAAGUGA
Molecule: messenger RNA, 1635 nt
Organism: Beauveria bassiana ARSEF 2860
Lineage: Eukaryota; Fungi; Ascomycota; Sordariomycetes; Hypocreales; Cordycipitaceae
Product: amidase-like protein
Exons: 1
Coding region: 1-1635 (544 amino acids)
Source: RefSeq, a predicted model, not a curated record